UAUUAAUUUAUAGGACAUACUGAUUGCUUUUUCUUGUGCGUGAAGGUUACACAAUAACUUUGAACACUGGAGUGAACUUACAUUGUAUUCGGUAUUGCAGAAAUUCUAUUUGUUACUGUCGAAAUUCUAUCUUGAUGAAAUUAAGUAGAUAACAUGUUUUUAUCUCUAUCCGCAUUUCAUGUACCCGCUCUAGUCAGUGAGACUCACCGCACAAUUAUUAAUACAGAGGACAUAGUGAUUGCUUUUUCUAGUGCGUGAAGGUCACAAAAUAACUUUGAACACUGGAGUAAACAUACAUUGUAUUUGUUAUUGCCGAAAUUUUAUUUUGAGGCGAGAACUUCCCCGAUUCAGGCCCGGGAUCCAGGAAGUCCACUGUAACAUUAUAUCGGGUCAGGCGGUAUUGAAAAACAUAUCCCGCGCACAUAUACUUCGAAGUUCAUUGAACACGCAGAAUAGCCGUGCAGAUAACUCAACGACACGAAAAUCGGAACUGCAUUUUGGAUUUGAACUAUUCCUGGGAAACAAUUUGUUUGUUCAAUCUCUGGACCCGUGAAUCUUCGAAUCUUCUAAAAAGGCCACUAUCAGAAUCAUCCUCAUCACCAUGAAAGGCGAAAUGCUGUUUAUAAUGUUGCUAUGUUUAGCAGCGACUGCACAUUGCUAUCCUACGUACCGCGAAUCCAACUCAACCUACAUGGGAAAGCGCAAGGAGUUCUUGGCUGAUGAAGCCAAUCUCGUUAUUGGCUCAAGUCUCGUACUCAACGAGAAAGAGCAGAAAGUGAACGAGAUUUUACUGAAAGCGAAGGAGAGGGAGUUUUCUCGAGGCUUUAAGCGCACGUUUCCUCCCGCCGUGAACUUUCUGAAGGGCAAACCGUUGGUUGAAAACAGCACAGUCUUUCAGAUCAUCAAACGAAUGCCGAAAGGGGGUAUUCUCCACAUCCACGAGGUAUCCAUGGCCAAUGCCAGCUGGGUCGUGAAGAACAUUACGUACCUCCCCCAUCUAUUCUACUGUGUCAAAAACGACUACUAUUCAUCUCUCCGAUUCAACUUCUCGACCACGCCCCUCACGCAGAGCCCGCCGGAUUGCGUAACAGAUUGGGUGUCCGUGGCCAGUGCGCGUGCGCAGAUGGGUGCCGACAUUUUCGACCAAAUAUUACAUCAUAACAUCACCAUGGCUGCUCAAAAUCCUGACGUGGCCUACCCAAACAUUACGAUGUCCUGGAUGAGAUUUGCCCUCGCUCUUAGCCCCUUGACAGAUCUGUUCUUCACGACCUCGGCGUUCAGACUGUUCAUGUGGCACAGCCUUGAACGGAUGGUACAGGACAAUGUUCAGUACGUCGAGAUACGAACGCUCUUAAAGCCGCUCCAAUAUCUUAACGGUACGAAAAGCUCUCAAGAACACACUCUUCAGGAGUAUAUCAGAGUAUUAAAGGACUUCACCGACCAAUACCCAAAUGACUUUGUGGGAGGCAAAAUCAUUUCAUCAUCACUCAGAUAUCCUCUCAACAAAACGCUCGUAAGAGAUCAGGUUUAUUUAGGAAUGGAUUUCCGAAAGAAGUACCCAGAAUUCUUUGCAGGGUAUGACCUUGUAGGAGAAGAAGAUAGUGGAGGACCUCUGAUCGAUUAUAUCGAUGAGCUGCUCAUCCCGACAAAGCUGGGAAUGGAUCUUCCUUACUUUUUUCAUGCUGGCGAAACAGAUUGGGAAGGAGAGUUUGUGGAUAAGAAUCUCAUUGAUGCAGUCCUUCUCAACACCUCUCGUAUCGGGCAUGGUUACGCAAUCGGUAAACAUCCUGUUGUCAUGGAAACGAUCAAAUCAAAAGGCGUCGCGAUUGAGAUCAACCCGAUAUCUAAUCAGGUCCUCCAUCUGGUGCACGACAUCCGAGACCACGUGGGCGCAAGCCUGAUCGCCGACGACUACCCGGUGAUCAUCAGCUCCGAUGACCCUGGAGCGUGGGAGGCCUUGCCCCUGUCACACGACUUCUACAUGGCUUUCAUGGGCAUGGCGGGAGAGACCACGGGAUUGAAGCUCCUCAAACAGCUGGCGUUGAACACCAUCAAAUACAGCGCAAUGGCCAAAGCAGAGCAGACCACAGCGAUGGCGCUAUGGCAGGCAAAGUGGGACAAAUUUGUAACCGAGAUGGUAGCGGAGUACAGCAACGAAAAGCGUCUGCAUGAUGAAUUGAACUCUGUCGAUGCUCAAAAAAGACCCGACAAUAAGUACAGCAACUGAUAUUUGUUUACUGAUAUUGAUUAUUUUCGAAAUAAUGAUAAAAAUCACUCCGAAGACUGAGGAAACAAACUUUUGCACACGAUUCGUUAUUUGCCUGACGCAUCAGGCGCGGAUCCAGGAUUUCUUAGGGGGGGGGGCCCAAUUUUGAAAUUAUGCGAGCCAAAUAUU
Strongylocentrotus purpuratus (purple sea urchin) is the source of this 2395-nucleotide messenger RNA. RefSeq names its product adenosine deaminase AGSA. NCBI's taxonomy places the organism in Eukaryota, Metazoa, Echinodermata, Echinoidea, Camarodonta, Strongylocentrotidae. Gene Ontology annotation, molecular function: adenosine deaminase activity. Bases 602 to 2227 code for a protein of 541 amino acids. The transcript is spliced from 9 exons. Gene Ontology annotation, biological process: inosine biosynthetic process; adenosine catabolic process. The record is from RefSeq and is a predicted model, not a curated record.